Durusdinium trenchii is the source of this 1713-nucleotide messenger RNA. The record is from the annotation of a GenBank genome assembly. NCBI's taxonomy places the organism in Eukaryota, Dinophyceae, Suessiales, Symbiodiniaceae.
AUGCUUCUGCCUCCAGUGGCGGCGUUGAGUGGGAGUGAAAGCUCUGUGGCUGCAGCUGAAGGGUCUGAGGAGUCAGCAGAUGCAGCAUCUUCUCAGCACGCCCGGCAGCCGGUGAAGCGGAAGCUGUCGCGACCAGCUUCAGACGAUCAGAUCGCUUUGCGUGUGUUGUUGGGUAGGCAAUGCAAGUGUGCCAAGCAGAACUGUUUUCAGAAGUUUGGCCCGGAAGAACAGUUCCAGAAAUUAGUUGAAUUUCGAAAGCAUUGGGCUGAACUGCACAAACUCGACCAAGACAAGGUGUUUGAAACUUUGCGGGCUCGAGCAGAGAAGCAAGGGGAGCCCUGGAACCUGCUAGGCACAGAUCUGUGCCUCAAGACUUGGAAGCUUUUCCACGGGAUUGGAUCACGGAGGCUUUCCCGAAUGAAACAAGCCGUACAGCAAGGGAAGACUUCCGCUCCUGCUGAUUUGCGGUAUUUGAAGAAACCGCAUUCCAAGGUAGACCAAUCGCAGCGUUCGAGUGUGGUUAGCUUCCUUGGCCACCUAUACAACAGCGUAGCGGAAACGUUACCAGACUUUCGAGAUGAUGUUGAGAGCGCCAAAGCCGAUGUAGAACUGGUGGCUGUGAAUCAGGGUUCAGACGAUGAGGAUGCCUAUGGGGACUUGAUUCAAGUGCGCGCUGAGAGCGCCAACGAGAGCCAGGCAAAACGAUCCAAAGAGCGGAGAAUGCGUGGCUGCGUGGAGCUGAAUGUGGCACGGAAGCCGGGGGUUGGUGGGCAGGAGACCCGCUAUUUACCACCAGGGCAAAUGAAAGACAUGUGGGAGCAAUACAGACUUGGGCUACAGAAUUCCACGACGAAACCUGCAAGUUUCAGUCUUUUUUGGCGGGUUUGGUUGGCUGACUUCCCAUUCUUGCGAAUAAGACCUAGCCGGAGCCACCCUGAGUGCGCGGUGUGCGUCAAGAUGAAGCUCUGGAUACGACAUCUGGGAGACCAUUUGCACGCUAGACGGCAACAGCUUGCUGCGUACCACAGCCACCUCCACCACCAGUACAUGGACCGGCUAUGUUAUUGGGAACAAAGGGGGGUGAGCCGUGCCCACGAUGGCAAGACAAUUCUUGCCAUCGUGGACGGCAUGGAUCAGGCUAAGUUUGCAUACCCCCGACAUUUGGGGUUGAAGAGCAAAGAGUUCCAGAGGCUGAUGAGGCCUCGUGCCCAUGUGGUGGGGUGCCUGGUCCACGGCUACAUGGUAGCAUUCGCAGUGACAGAGCCAGACUUGCCCAAGGACAGCACAACUCACUGUGAGCUUAUCGCCCACAUCCUGACAAAGUUAGCUCAGCAAGGGGUGGUGCUUUCUGAAGUAAGCUUCACACUCCAAUGUGAUAAUACCCCUCGAGAAUGUAAGAACGGGAUCGUCAUGGCCUUCCUAACUUCGCUAGUGAGCCGGGGAAUCAUUCGGGAGGCCACAUUGUCCUCACUACGCACAGGUCACAGUCAUGAGGACAUAGACCAAACAUUUGGUCGACUCGCUUCCUUCAUGAUUUCCCACAGUGCUCAAACACCCAUCGACUUCGUGCACGUUAUCCAAGCUUUCCUCCAACAGUCUGACUUUCCUUUUGAGCCUGCAGCCCACCGAUGGGCUUUCAAGAUGGACCAAACCAGGGAUUGGUCGGCUGAUUUGGGCUUCAAUCCCUUUUGCACCGUAUUUAAUUUUCAUUGA